AAUCAUAAUUAUGGUAGUUGGGUCAUAAUUUGCUGUAAAGUCCAUGCCUACCUGUUCUUGUCAACACUGCACAGCUUCACCCGUUUCUGGUGGCAGUUCCGCAGUUGUUACAUCCAUUGCAAGCUAUUAUUUGUGAAUUUUUGCAGCUGGCAUGGUAUAGAGAGAAAUGGAAGACUACAUUACAAAGAUCAUAGUUGUUGGGGUUGUUUCAUGGACAACAGCCUUUGUCCUAGUAAGAAGAAUCUUUCCCAAACGCACCUUUGAUUUCUCCAACCGCAUUGUCUCUACAAUCCAUGCAACUUUAGCAGUAACAUUGGCUUCCCUUUCUGUCGAAGAUUGGAAGUGUCCAAUUUGUCCUGUGGCCUCAAAAUCUUCCCAUCCAAAGAUGCAAGUUCUGGCAGUGAGCCUUUCUUACCUCAUUUAUGAUUUAGUGUGUUGUCUCUUUGAUGGAAGAGUCAAUAUGGACAACACCAUCCACCAUUUGGUGAGCAUUGUUGGAAUUGGAGCAGGUCUUUAUUAUCAAAAGUGUGGGUCAGAAAUGGUGGCGGCAUUAUGGGUAACAGAAAUGUCAAGCCCAUUCUUGCAUUUGAGGGAGCUUCUGAAGGAGCUUGGUUACAGGGAUACCCUCCUUAAUUUCACUGCUGAUAUACUAUUUGCUGCAAUAUUUACAUUUGCUCGGAUGAUGGCUGGACCUUGUCUCACUUAUGUAACUUUAUCUGCCAACAACCCAUUUCUCAUAAAGGCUAUGGGAUUGGGUUUGCAGCUGGUAAGCACUUUCUGGUUCUUCAAAAUUGUGAGAAUAAUGAAACACAAAUUAACCAAGAGAUCAACAAUGACAAAUGGCAUCAAGCACGCCGACACAAGGAGGAAGAUGUCUAACUCACAGUUUCAGCAUAGCUAGAGAUCAACAUUUGAGAACUUAAUAAUCUGCUAUUUAGUUCGAUGAUGAGACACGGUGCAAAAGGAUAAAUCUAAGUGGCUUGAUCAAUCAUUUCAGUGCAUGUUUGUAAAUUUUUCUAUAAUUGACUUUAAAGCCAAAACCAAUUAUGGGGAGAAGUUUCUGUGAGUAAUUUUUGGACGCCAGAAUUGAUUUUGAGAAAAAAUAAGCUAAUCUAAACAUGCUAUCAAUUUGUCUUUGUGAAGAAAA
Molecule: messenger RNA, 1147 nt
Organism: Lotus japonicus
Lineage: Eukaryota; Viridiplantae; Streptophyta; Magnoliopsida; Fabales; Fabaceae
Exons: 6
Coding region: 167-901 (244 amino acids)
Cellular component (GO): membrane
Source: RefSeq, a predicted model, not a curated record